Trematosphaeria pertusa is the source of this 1780-nucleotide messenger RNA. RefSeq names its product GMC oxidoreductase. NCBI's taxonomy places the organism in Eukaryota, Fungi, Ascomycota, Dothideomycetes, Pleosporales, Trematosphaeriaceae. Bases 1 to 1743 code for a protein of 580 amino acids. The record is from RefSeq and is a predicted model, not a curated record. The transcript is spliced from 9 exons. Gene Ontology annotation, molecular function: oxidoreductase activity, acting on CH-OH group of donors; flavin adenine dinucleotide binding.
AUGGCUCGAGCUUUUGCUUUGGCUGCAGUAGCGGCUUCCUUCUAUCAGCUCGCACUGAGCCAAAACACCACGAACCCAAACUGUACCGCACUGGACUCGAGCAAGACGUAUGACUACAUCGUGAUUGGCUCUGGUGCCGGAGGCAUUCCCAUUGCGGACCGAUUGAGCGAAGCAGGGCACUCGGUGCUUCUCAUCGAGAAAGGCCCACCAUCGAGCGGAAGAUGGAAUGGAACAAUGAAGCCAGAAUGGCUACUGGGGACCAAUUUGACUCGUUUCGAUGUUCCUGGCCUCUUCAACGAGAUUUGGCAUGACCCUGUUGGCGUCGCCUGUGAGGACACUGGUGUGAUGGGUGGCUGUGUCUUAGGCGGUGGCGUCGCAGUAAACUCUGCGCUAUGGUGGAAACCUCACCCCAGAGACUGGGACUACAACUUCCCAACCGGCUGGAAGAACAGCGACAUGCAAACGUCCACCGACAAAGUUUUCAAGAGAAUUCCUGGCACCUACACUCCUUCCAUGGAUGGAAAGCUCUACUUGCAACAGGGCUUUGAUAGGAUAUCGAAGGGUCUGGACGCAGCUGGCUUCAAAUAUGUCGUGGCGAACGAACACUCAGACGAGAAAAACCACACGUACGCUCACAGCACGUUUUUCCUCGAACACGCCGAGAGACAAGGCCCACUGGCGACCUACCUCGUUACGGCGGCGCAGCGUGAGCAGUUCAGUUUGUGGACCAAUACGGUGGCCAGAAGGGUAGUCAGGACCGGUGGCCAUGUCACUGGUGUCGAAUUGGAAUGCAAUAAGGAAGGGUCCGUUGGUCCUGGGUACUUUGGGACCGUCAAGGUUACUCCCGGAACCGGACGAGUUAUUCUUUCUGCGGGGACAUUUGGGUCCGCGAAGCUGCUGAUGCGAAGUGGCAUCGGCCCGACCGACCAACUGCAGAUCGUGAAUAGCUCUACUAUUGAUGGCCCUACCAUGAUCUCGUCGGACCAGUGGAUCGAUCUUCCGGUCGGCUACAACUUGAAUGACCACGUUGGCACCGACAUUCAGAUCGCGCAUCCGGACAUCGUCUUCUACGAUUUCUACGCUGCAUACCCCAACCCAAUUCCGAGUGACGCCGACGCAUAUCUCAAGAACAGGACUGGCAUUUUGACCCAAGUAGCCCCUAACCUAGGACCCAUAUUCUGGCAGCAAAUCAACGGAUCAGAUGGCAUUGUCCGGCAUAUACAGUGGCAAGCUCGCAUUGAAGGCAGGACGAACACCUCCAUGACAAUCACUCAGUACCUCGGAACGGGAACAGUCUCGCGUGGCCGAGUGGAAAUUAUGGGGAAUAUGAACACGCACGUAGCCACUCCGCCGUACCUACGCAACCAGUACGACAAGGAAGCCGUAAUCCAGGGCAUCGAAUACAUCAGGGGCGUAUUGAGCCAGGUCCAGAACCUGACUUGGGUCGCACCGAGCGUGAACCAAACGACCACUGCAUUCGUGAAUUCUAUCCCUGCCACGCCCGGAUCUCGAAACUCCAACCAUUGGGUUGGUUCCUGCACCAUCGGUGCCGACGACGGACGCACGGGGGGUAAAGCCGUGGUGGAUCUCGACACAAAGGUUUAUGGCACGGAUAAUUUGUUCGUAGUCGAUGCGUCCAUUUUCCCAGGCAUCACGACUGGCAAUCCGUCUGCGGCCAUUAUCAUUGCGGCGGAGCGUGCGGCGGAAAAAAUCCUGGCUCUCAAAGCACCGACGCAUGCCUAGAUAGUUUCGAAGGAGAGAAAGAAGGUAUGGAAACGGG